GAGGGCGUAGGCAAUGUCAGCCGGUAGAGGAGGAAGGUGCCGAGCCAUUCGCGCACAAUUGCGAGGUCCCGACAGCAGCGCAAGCAAUGCGAGACGAGGGCUGUGAGGCGAAAAGCGACUAAAUCUAAACACCGCGGUCAAGUUUCACCUUGUAUCAGUUGUGUGAAGAGCAAUACGCCCAGCGAGCAUGUCGGUGCUGGCCCUGCAAGAGUAUGAAUUCGAGAGACAGUUCAACGAGGAGGAAGCCAUCCGAUGGAUGCAGGAGAACUGGAAGAAGUCCUUUCUCUUCUCUGCCCUCUAUGCUGCCUGUAUCUUGGGGGGACGCCAUGUUAUGAAACAAAGAGAGAAGUUUGAGUUGAGGAAACCACUGGUGCUAUGGUCGCUCACUCUUGCUGUAUUCAGUAUAUUUGGUGCCAUCCGUACUGGGAGUUAUAUGAUGUAUAUCCUGAUGACGAAAGGGCUUAAACAGUCGGUUUGCGACCAGAGCUUCUACAACGGGCCUGUCAGCAAGUUCUGGGCAUACGCCUUCGUACUUAGUAAAGCACCAGAAUUGGGUGACACUCUCUUCAUCGUCCUGCGGAAACAGAAGCUCAUCUUCCUCCACUGGUACCACCACAUCACCGUGCUGCUCUACUCAUGGUACUCCUAUAAAGACAUGGUGGCCGGAGGCGGAUGGUUCAUGACCAUGAACUACCUGGUCCACGCCGUCAUGUACUCCUACUACGCCUUGCGGGCAGCCGGCUUCAAGGUAUCGCGCAAGUUUGCCAUGUUCAUCACAUUGACCCAGAUCACCCAGAUGCUGGUGGGCUGCGUGGUCAACUACCUGGUGUACUCCUGGAUGCAGCAGGGCCAGGAGUGUCCAUCCCACGUGCAGAACAUUGUCUGGUCCUCCCUCAUGUACCUCAGCUACUUUGUGCUCUUUGUCCAGUUCUUCUUUGAGGCCUACAUCGGCAAGACCAAAUCAUCAGCCACGGCUGUCACCAAGAAGAGCCAGUAAGACAAAUGCCAUAGGUCGGGGAGGAGGGAGAUGAAGAUGAAAGGGAGCUGGAAAAGGAGAGCAGGGACCAGUGACUUGAGAGAAUCAGUAGAUGAAUGGGUGGAAGGGGAGAUGGAUGAUGGAGGGGCAGCAUGAGGGGAAUCGGGGUGGGUGGGGAAGUGGGGGCGUCAAGGAGGUGGCUGAUGUUUGUGCUUGAGCAUUACUACUAAUGUGCAGAUCCAAAAUGCCUUGAGGGAGGUGACAUCUCCAUUGAGGGGCACUGAGGAAGCAGCACCAUUAUGACGAGAAGCCGUCAGUGACAUGACCACCUGAUGUUCAAAUGCCCCCUUUUGGAUUCACCAUAAUCAAAUUUUUUAAAAGAAAAGAUAACAAUAAAAGGACAGUUGAAUUACCAGAUGAAGGAGUUACAUCUGCCAAGAGCGUCUGUUUACUUGAUUUAAAAAAAAUAAUAAUAAUAAAAAUAAACAAACAAAAAACAAACAAACAAACAAACAAAAUACAAGAACACAAGAAAUUAAUUGGUACAUAUGAAGAUGGGUGGAGUCGACGUUGGCUUGAGCCAUCCGAGUGCAUUUUUGUCUGUCUGUCUGUCUUCAGUGUUGUUUGUUGUUUUGUUUUGAUCUGUCAAAGAAAAUGUUUGACACUGGUGAGUGUGUGAAGCUGCUGAGUGUUGGUGGUUGAUGUGUACUGAUGGGGUGAACAGCACUGUAUCCUCAGUAUCUUACAUUGCAAAAUGCGAUAUUUUCUCAGGUCUUAGGGUAUCUCUUUCUUUAUAUAAUAUGCAUAUCAAGACAAAGUAGACAUGUUUAACAUCGGCACAGGUUUGCAAUAUGUUGGAAAGUCAUCCAAAAUGUCUAAAUGAAGCUGAUUGGAGGACCACACUGCACGUGGGCAUGAUGGGAAACAGAUGCUGACAGUGUCCUGCUUCACCACCUGCCAUGACCUUUCAAAAGUCGCCGACCACGCUUGGGAAAUGAGUUGCCAUCAAUUUACGAACACUUCGUCGUAUUAAAGGGUCCCUAACGGUAUAGAGGACCAGGCUGUUGGACACUGAAAGUUUAAAAGGAAGUCAAACAUGAAUAAUGUUAAGCUAAAGAGAAAAAAAAAGAAACACGCAAUUGUCAGAAUUUGCUGUAUUGACUUUAAAAAUAACCUGUAUCAUUAAUGGUGUCUGUUGUGCUAUUGUGCAUUUGCACUGUAUCAAUGUCAAAAAACAAACAAAAAAACCAAACAAAAAAAAAACCUUGCUGAAUAACUUAAUGUAUGAAGAAAGAGUGCAAAAAAAAUGUGACAAUUUG
Myripristis murdjan (pinecone soldierfish) is the source of this 2295-nucleotide messenger RNA. It is a transcript of the gene elovl6, whose product is annotated as ELOVL fatty acid elongase 6. Gene Ontology annotation, molecular function: fatty acid elongase activity. NCBI's taxonomy places the organism in Eukaryota, Metazoa, Chordata, Actinopteri, Holocentriformes, Holocentridae. Gene Ontology annotation, biological process: sphingolipid biosynthetic process; fatty acid elongation, saturated fatty acid; fatty acid elongation, polyunsaturated fatty acid. Gene Ontology annotation, cellular component: endoplasmic reticulum; endoplasmic reticulum membrane. The transcript is spliced from 4 exons. The record is from RefSeq and is a predicted model, not a curated record. The coding region runs from base 188 to 997 and encodes 269 amino acids.